Messenger RNA from Sitodiplosis mosellana (orange wheat blossom midge), 2701 nucleotides. RefSeq names its product transmembrane protease serine 9-like. Gene Ontology annotation, molecular function: serine-type endopeptidase activity. The coding region runs from base 27 to 1634 and encodes 535 amino acids. The record is from RefSeq and is a predicted model, not a curated record. The transcript has 6 exons. Gene Ontology annotation, biological process: proteolysis. Lineage: Eukaryota; Metazoa; Arthropoda; Insecta; Diptera; Cecidomyiidae.
AGUAGCUAUUGUUUAGUGGUAUAUGAAUGGUGUUUAAAAGAUUUCCAUCCAGAAUGGUUAGCAAUUGGUCAAACGUUGUGUUUAUAUUUCUGUCGAUAUGUGUAAUAGCACACACCUAUCAAAUCAUUCCAAGAAUAGUGAAUGGUGAUUUGGCAUACAAAAGUCAAUUUCGUUUCUACACCUUCCUUCAGAUCUACGAAGUGGAUUCCACAAAGGCAGUUGGCUGCGGAGGAGCACUGAUCACAUCGGAAUUUGUACUUACAGCUGCGCACUGUUUGGCAAAGGCUCGAAAAGUGCGUGUUCUUCUCGGUGUUACCACACUUAACUCUUAUGAAGAGCCCGGAAUGGAUGUGAUUACGGAUUCUCAGAUCCACAUCGAUUUCACAUUUACCCGGACAAAUGAACCAUCAUCGAUUGAUCUUCGAUUUGCAUCGUUACAUACGACUUCAAUAGGAGAAUGCCGUCGACAAUUCCCAUUUUUGUUUUUGAGGCGAUCGGUUCUAUGUGCGAAAUCUUAUGGAAGCAAAACACAGGCUAUUGCUAAGGGUGAUUCUGGUUCUCCAUUGGUUCGAACAAAAGAUAACAAAUUGAUUGGUGUUGGCAGUUUUAGUAAGCCCAAUUGCAAUCAACGAAAACCACAAGCUUUCACAAACAUAAUCCUCUAUCACAAAUGGAUAUCGGAUAUAACUGGCCUUGAAUUACCAAACUGUUUACUGUUAACUCGUACAAGCUGUACUGUGUCUUAUUUGGAAAAUCAUUUGCAAAUUAAAAUCCCAAGCAGUUGCAUCCACGUUGCUACAAAAAGUGCAUUUAUUAACAACAUGAAAUUGAUAAUAGUAGCGUUAAUAACAAUUUCUCGCUUUGCGAUCGAAGAUGCUUCUGAGAUUGAGCCAAAAAUAGUUCGCGGCUAUACAGCCCGUGCUGGUCAAUUUAAAUUUUUUGCAUUUCUUUCGAUUACAUUGACGAGUGGCGAGAGCUCAGCCUGUGGAUCGUCUCUUAUAAGCGACGAAUGGUUGAUUACAGCAGCGCAUUGCAUAGCUGAUGCAAGAAAGUUGACCGCACAUUUGGGUAUAGCGGAUCUGAGACAUUUAUCAGCGGACCCUCCAAUAGUUGGACACGUGGCUAUUCCUGUUUUAAAAUUCGGGUUAUACCCGCAUCCCGGAUUUUUCUGGCCGAUUGCAUGGAAUGAUAUUGCUUUGAUUCGAUUGCCACGUAAGGUUCAAUUUUCGGAUUACAUUCAACCCGUGAAACUGUCAACAACGUGUAAAAUACCGGAAAAAACUGAAUCUAUCGCGAUUGGAAAUGGGGCGAUCAACGAUAAAAGUGGUCUAUCACCGCAGUUGCAAUAUGCCAUUUUGAAAACGGCCCCAUUGAAAGUUUGUCGAAAAGUGUAUCCACUUUUGUUUUGGAGAAAGUCAGUGAUUUGCGCAUCCAAUGGACUGCAACAACAAAGCAUUUGCCGUGGUGACAGUGGAGGUCCCCUCAUUUCGAGAUCAAAUCAUACUUUGAUUGGUCUUUCAUCUUUCGUACGACUAGAGGGAUGUGAAACUGGAUUGCCUCAGGGGUUUACAAACAUCCACUCUUACUUCGAAUGGAUUCGUCAAGUUACUGGUUUAGAAGUGCCAAACUGCUAAUUUUAUAUGAUUACACUGAUUCUUGAUGAGUUUGGAAUGCCACACAAUUGGACUUAUCACAAGAAAUACCAACGAUUCACGAGCACGAUAACGUUGUUGAUAAAGUCAAUUUUAAUUUCUGGAGAAAAAAAAACAUUUUUUUUUUCAAGGAUACUGAUUAAUAUCUCUUUUUUUGUUUUUACACAUCAGAGACUUUUAACGACGAUUUCGAGAAAAAUUGACAUCAUCUCUACCUAGCAACUGAUAUAAUUGCUGAAAAUAAUAAUAAUAAAAAUGAUCUCAAUAAAUAAUCAUGAAUUUUUUCUAACUGCGCAAUUUAUAUUUUCAACAAGUGAACGUAUAUGAGUUCAGAAGUAAAUUUCGACGUCAAUAAUUUUGUGUGCUUUUUGUUAUGGAUAAUCGACGUAUCGACACGCGCUGCUAUAGAAUUCCUUUGAAGUUGUCAAAUCACGUGAGAAAUGAAUAUAUUCACUUUCAAGGUACCUUCGUUUUUUUUGUAGCUUACAAGUAAAUAUAACAAUGAAUCAUCGAUUAACGAUGGAAAUCACUUUUCUUCUGGAAGAAAUUUAAUUUUUCCACUAUCAAAUUCUCUCCAAUAAAUUGAUUGUAUAAUAUAAAUAACACCAUGGUGCGAGGAUUUGUGUCGAAUGUAAUGAAUUCGGUUUUCACAUAGUACAUUGAGAGGAGAAGUAUGAAUAUUGGAUUGAAUAAGGACUUGUUUUUCGCGGGAAAACAAUUCAAAUGUUCCAAUCAGGUUUCAUUAUUCUUCAGAAAAGAGGUAAGAAAAAUACAUGGAUGCGAUGGUUCUCGGAAGAGCUCUGUGUAGUGAAAACUUUUGAAUACUUAUCGUUGGACAUUUCCGAGAAAACUCUCUUCAAUAAUUAUUGAAAUAACAAACAUCGCCGCCCAAGUAUCUGCAAAUGUGAAACGCAAUAAUGAAUCAGGUGUAAACGUGGAUAUUGAAUCAAUAAUUGGACACGUUUUUAUUUUUGUUCAUCAUUCCACUUGAGAUCUCCUUUGUGAUUCACACACGGUGUAAUGUACGAAAACAAAUUUCAAUUAUUUAA